Messenger RNA from Adineta ricciae, 1371 nucleotides. Lineage: Eukaryota; Metazoa; Rotifera; Eurotatoria; Adinetida; Adinetidae. The record is from the annotation of a GenBank genome assembly.
AUGUAUCCAACUAUUGAAACAAUUGAAUUGCCUCAUCUUUAUUUCAUACCAAAGCCACACAAAAUAGGUACACCACUAAGACCAAUUAUAUCAAUGAUACGAUCACCGUCUGUAGGUAUAUCACAUUUCUUAGAUCAAGUUCUCCGUCCAAUAUUCAACCAAGCAACUAGACAAACAACUUUUAUCAAUGAUAUUCAUUUUAUUCGACGAUUAGAGCUCUAUCGAAAUCUUGGACUCCUCACACCAAAAACAAAUUUUAUUACCUUUGAUGUUACUGAUCUGUAUACAAUGAUACCGAGAAAUGGGGCACUUGUAGCUCUAGAACAAUUCUUAAAAAGACAUGCAAUAAAUGGCCGAAUCAAUGGCAUGACGAUUGAUACGCUUAUCAAGUUAUCUGUUGCAGUUUUAGAAACUAAUUCGUUUGUUUUCGAAGGCAAAUAUUAUAAACAAGUCCGUGGUGGAGCAAUGGGAUCACCAUUUACGAUGACUUUGGCGAACAUCUAUAUGUUAAAAUGGGAACAACUAUUAGUUGAACAUCAAAAGGCUCAUAAUGAGCUAUAUGGACGAUACAUUGAUGAUGUUUUCAUGACCAGCAAUCUUCCCUUGGAUAAAAUCAAUAUUAUUCUUGAUCUAGUGAACAGAAAAGAUGAAAAUAUUCGUAUUACUCGAUCAAUUGGACUGAGUGCUCAGUUUCUUGAUGUCUCUGCAUAUAACGAUCAAGGACAAUUAAAAACUACUGUCUUUCAUAAACCAGCAGCAGCACCUUACAUUCUGCCGUUUCUAUCCGAUCAUCCGCGUCAUGUUCAUCGCAAUAUAAUCAAAGUUGCUCUCUUUCGAGCAGUGCGUCUUUGUUCACACGUGGAAGAUUUCGACGAGGAACGAUUACGUAUUGAAGCAACAUUAUUAUUAGGCGAUUAUCCUCCAAAAUUUAUUUCAUAUCAUAUCAAAAAGUUCUUUCAACAAAACAAUGUCAUUACGUUGCUUGAAAAAUUAGAUAACGAAAUUUAUCAGGAAUUCCAUCAUGAACAAAUUAAUUUGCCAACACGACAUGAAAGAGAACGGCAAGGAAACCAACAACCGAAUUUAGACCGAAGUGAAUUAUCAUCAAAUCAAACUAAAUACAGACGGCAAAAGUGGAAUAAUAAAGAAAUUCAUGUUCAUUUUCCGUACUCAAGCGGUCCCAUGGAAGGAUUUGGACAAAAAUUACAUCAAUUAUGGAGACAUUAUUAUGUAUAUCCCGGUUCGCCAGCGCACAAUGUGGCAUUGAGAAUUGGUACAAGAUCUAAUAAAUCUCUUCAGUGCUUCUUAGUGAAGAAAAGGCCACCGAAAUCUAUGCUAACCGAUAUUAAUAACACAGAUACUUCAUUCUAG